AUCCUGGUAUAAAAGAUGAGAACAGAAAAGCAAAAAUACAUUUAGGAUAAUAAUGAUAAUAAUUAUAAUAAUAAAUUAAAUACGACAAUUUAUGUUUAUUUACUAUUUAUGCACACAAAAUAAGGAUUGGACUUAUUUGCCAUAAUUAACAUUCGAUAUUCUACAAUAAAAACAAAUAGCUGCCGAGAAAAACUACUCAAAUGUUUUUUUUUCUAUCCUCUUGAUUCGACGUGGAGAAAAACUCGGGUGGCCCUCUCCCCUCCUCUCAUCUGCGUGGGCACAUCCAUAAUAAUAAAAGAAAAAUGUCGGCCGGGUCCUUCUGGAGAUCCUGCAAGAAGACAACAAGCUAAAUGAGAAGUCGUUCGAAAAAUAAUUCCCUGAUAUGUGCAGUCAGUCAAAUGCGGGCAUGGCGAUAAUCAGGCUGGACUGGAAUCAUGGCGGGUGUUAUUGGUCUCAUUACUCCACAGAUUUACAGAUGACAACGUUAAAAAAAAAGAAUCCAGAAUGGUUACAGCAAAGGAAACUGGUGGAAAAAUAAAAACCUCUACGAUAUAUUCAUUUGUGCAAUUUAAUGAAAUGAAAAGGCUAUGUAGAAAUUGCCAUCAAUUUAUAGAAUGUAGACUUAUUUUUAUGAUAUGCAGCCAUUUCAUAGUAUUUAUGAAUUCCCCAGUCCAGACCCACUUGGAGACAAAAAUCUUCUAUUGUUGUUGUAAUAUCAUUUAGAUUUGCUGGGGAAUUUAAUUUGUGUGGUUUUACGCAGGGGUUUCUGCCAUUCUUCUCAAAUGAGCUAAAAAACCUUUUGUGUCAUGUUCAGUUUUAAUGACUACAAAAUGUAUUUAUGUGUGCAGUAUUAUUUGUUCUCACUGAUUUUUCACCAAGAACCAAUUUCCAGCUCAGGUCUGAUUGAUAUAAGAGGACAUGGACACACUAACCCUGACAUAUGGUUAGCAGGGAAACCUAGAACAAUUGAACCAUGGUGUGUCAAAGCAGGAAAAAAAAAAACUGAUGCCCUGAGUAUUUCUGCAUCCAUCACACUCACACACACACUGAGGAAUACACGCACACGCACACACACGCAUUCACAGCAAGGCACUGAUUUGACCCAUAUGCGCCAUUUACGCAGGUAGGGCAGACACACCGCGUUUUAACCAAAGCAAGUAUAUGUUUUUCUUUCAUUGCAUUUCUAUCCGUGGGAAAGUGCUCCUAAAUCACUCCUGCUGUAAAAGACAAGUGUAUAGGACAGGCUGGGGUCCACUAAAAGCCGCCACCCACUCCUCUCCUUUCACACAAAGCCUGUGCGUAAUUCCAAAAAAAGCCAUCCAUCUCUCCCCCUAGCAGCUCUGUCCCUCAGCACGCCGUCUGCUCCGUGCACAAACCUGCACGUCCACCGAAACGACGAAUAAUAUAUUGUGUAAAUACCAACUCACAAUUCAAAGAUAAAAGCCAGGUGGAGAAGCGUCACCCUGUACUCACCGAUGGCGCAUUAUCACCUCCCCCCAAAAAAGAAAAUGGUCGCAUCUUGUGGAGCUUAUUUAUCUAUUAAAACAUCCCUCCAGCGACAGCCCCGGCUUUAACUGCGAACAGAAACUGGUUCUAAUCUGAGUGGCCAGUGUUUCUCGCCGCUUCCUGGCUGCAUUUGAUCCGGGGGAGAGUUAGAAGCCUUAAAUGUGUUGUGAGGGCACCGAGCUGUCAGACCUUUUGGCGAGUAAGAUUGAUCGCGCACAGGCUUCCAGGACUCUUUGUUUGGUAUAUAAGCAACAAACUGAGAGAGAGGCCUACCACUUCUCCUCUUCCUCUCUCCUCUUACUUACCAAGCCAUGUAUUUUUGUUAAUGCUUUAUGAAAAUACAACAUGUGCUGCUUGACGAAUAACAUCCCAAAUAUGGCUUUCACAGAUUAUUCGGGAAGAGCUAUAAAAACAAACGCUGCGGGGAAGAGCCAUUCAAUAACAAUUCCAUUUAACACUGUAAAUGUACUCGUUGUGCACGGUCGAUCAUAAACGUGUUGGUGUUUGCUUAUAGUUGCAAUUCCAGGUGUAGAGCAGAUACUGGUAAUACAGUAGGAAGCCUCACUCUCUGUAUUGCAGCCGCUGUGGUUCCAGAAAACACCUCUGCUGUUACCUUUGGAUUUUUCCCUUUCAAGGCGAAAAUGCAACAAUUAAAAAAAUAUUAGGAUGAUGUUAAAAAGAAAUAAAUAAUGAUGACAUCUUGCUUGUGGAGAAACCUUGCAACUAUUGCAAUCACAAAACAAAGAGUUCCUGUGUGUUUGAUCCUAGCCUUUUGGGGAAUGUGCGCAAACAAGGGCGCGCAUGACCUCCUUUUAAAAAUUCGAGCUCAUGUGGAGUAAACGAAAAAACACCUAUGUUUUAAUAUUACAUCUUAACAACCGAGAUAGAAAAACCCCAGCCUGUGAUAAAACAACAGUGAUUAUUAAAGCCAAUGUUAUCAUGAGUGUGUAUCUGCUGCUAAGUUCCCCUGCACUGUUUGUAAACGUUGAACUGCUGUCAGGGGAUGAAAUGGCCUGAACGUUGUCAUAUCCGUCAGUAUUAACUUAAUGGAUGGGCGUUUUAUUGCAACACAUGUCGAUGGAUGCGCAGCAUAUUUCAUUAUAAUGCACCUCUAAAGAAUCACAGCUAUGGUGGAGACCACACUCACUGAGCAGGAGCUGGGUUGUUUGGGGUUUGUUUCUGUCGAGAAGUCUCAAUAUCAGUUUUUUGGGGUUUGUUGCUUUUUCACCCCUGGAGCCUGCCUCUUGCCUAUAUGAAUAGCUACUGGCGUGAACUGUGUGUGUGUUAGUGUGUCUGUGUGUGUGUGAGUGUGGUGGGGGCGUUCUCCACUGACAUCCUCAAACAAUACGAGAAAGAGGAGUGCACGAAUCCGCGCACCCUAGGCUGGGCUCCUUCCCUGUAAUAGUGAGCGUCAGCCAUUCUUAAAAACACACAUUUUGUCGCUUAGUGGACUGGACUGGAGGGGCAGAGAGGAGGAUAAACUGAGCGGACAAAGAUGUAAAUAAAAACAGUCGUCUCCCAGCUGAGCGAGGCGGUCUUCAUCCGAGCUUUUGGAUCAAUCAGGCAGACACUGGCUUCUUUUGAUUAAACCCCAAAUUGUCAUUGGGCAGAGGUAAUCAUGUGACAGGCAAUUCGGUCCAAUUUCAACCUUGUCUCCAUGAAUUCAAUAGUUUAAUAGUAGCUCGGUCCCCAUACGGCCGUAAUCAGUGAUAUAGAAAAAAGAACCACCACGAGAUUUUUUAAUGAUUUUUUCUUCCGCGUCCUCGCUGAGCCGCAACAUUUAUAAAAAUACGCGUGCAAACUUUCCUCGGCUCUCAGGGAGCGGAGAUGAAUUACGAAUUCGAGCGAGAGAGCGGUUUUAUCAAUAGUCAGCCGUCGCUUGCUGAGUGCCUGACAUCUUUCCCCCCUGUCGCUGAUUCAUUUCAAAGUUCAUCAAUCAAGAGCUCGACGCUUUCACGCCCGACACUGAUUCCUCCUCCCUUUGAGCAGACCAUUCCCAGCCUGAACCCGGGCAGCCAUCCGCGGCACGGCCGGCCCAGACACAGCCCCGACGGAUGCAGCCAGCUGCCCACCGCCUCCUUAACCCCGGAGUACCCCUGGAUGCGGGAGAAGAAAGCCUCCAAGAGGAACCACCUGCCCACCUCCACCGCGACCACCCUUUCCAAUGGACCCGUGUGCUUUUCCCCAAAAGGCUCGCCUGAGAUCGUUGAGAGCGCCGGGGGAGGAGGGGGCUCUCGUCGGCUGAGGACGGCGUACACCAACACCCAGCUGCUGGAGCUGGAGAAGGAGUUCCAUUUCAACAAGUAUCUUUGCCGGCCGAGGAGGGUGGAGAUAGCGGCGCUGCUGGACCUGACCGAGAGACAGGUUAAAGUCUGGUUCCAGAACCGGCGCAUGAAGCACAAGCGGCAGACCCAGAGCAAGGAGAACCACAACGGGGAGGGGAAAGGGCCGGGAGCCGAGGAUGGCAUCCACAGCGACGAGGAGGACGAGGCCCCCCUGUACGAGCGGAGCGGGGCCCUGCUGGAGAGAGAUACCUGCUCCUUUCAGAACAACUCCCUCGGCUCCGCGCAACAGCUCCACAAUGGAGAGGCCAUGGGCUUUGCUGCUGCGUCGCUGAACAGCAAUGACAAAAAUCUGAAACAUUUUCCCAACCCGUCACCCACUGUUCCGGGCUGUAUGUCAACAAUGGGCCCCGGCUCUGCAUCUGGCCCGGACAAUGGCGACAGUCCCCCGGCCCUGGAUGUUUCUAUACACGACUUUCAGCCUUUCUCCUCGGAUUCCUGCCUGCAGCUCUCCGACGCGGCCUCGCCGAGCCUGUCAGAGUCUCUGGACAGCCCCGUGGACAUUUCAACGGACAGCUUCUAUUUUUUCUCGGAGUCCCUAACUACAAUCGACCUGCAGCAUCUGAACUAUUAAACCAAUCACAAUAACUUUUAUUUUCCUUUCUCUUGGGACAUUAAAUAUCAGGCUACGAUGGUAUAAACUCUGAUGUUAUUUGUAUAUGCGGCACAUUUAUUCUGUUGAUAUUUGACUGGCGAUUAAUUCAAGGUAAGGAUGAAAUUGAAUCACUGAAGUAGCUCUACUCCAAUGUGGCUUGUAAUUACCAUAUCAAAAUGAUCUCUUUGAAUGGAAUUUAUGAGUGUAUGUGAAUAAUAUUACAAUAUUAGGCCUAUGGAACCUGCUCAUUUUUAUUUUUGUAUAGCUUCCAACGUCUUGGCUAUUUUUGUUAGAAUACAAUUAACUUGCUACGA
This is a messenger RNA of Pleuronectes platessa (European plaice), 4757 nucleotides long. Its product is annotated as homeobox protein Hox-A2a. The record is from RefSeq and is a predicted model, not a curated record. Gene Ontology annotation, molecular function: DNA binding; DNA-binding transcription factor activity, RNA polymerase II-specific. Lineage: Eukaryota; Metazoa; Chordata; Actinopteri; Pleuronectiformes; Pleuronectidae. The transcript has 2 exons. Bases 3334 to 4422 code for a protein of 362 amino acids. Gene Ontology annotation, biological process: regulation of DNA-templated transcription.